This is a messenger RNA of Closterium sp. NIES-67, 7839 nucleotides long. NCBI's taxonomy places the organism in Eukaryota, Viridiplantae, Streptophyta, Zygnematophyceae, Desmidiales, Closteriaceae. The record is from the annotation of a GenBank genome assembly.
UUUGUCUCUGGCUGCUGCCAUGGCUGCAACUUGUUUCAUCUCUUUCUUUCCAGGUCGCCCCGCCAUCACACGUUAGCAGACUGCUGGCCGCCCUGUCGAAUGUGCUUGUCCUCCUUUCUUGAGAUAAGUUGCUAUGACAUUCGCAAGGAUAGCCAUGGUUUCAGCCGUCUAGGCCUGGUUUUAGUGCCUGAGGUCGACGCGUUUUUAGGGUUUCGUCGUCCACCAGCGGCUAGAAGUGCGAGGUGGUCAACGGCGGUGGCUGCAUGGGCGCCUCGGCGGAUCUCGAGAGCGAGCGGGAAAGCUCGAACCCCGCCAAGCGCAGGAAAUGCGAGAAUGGUGUUUCUGACGUCCCGCUUCGCGACGCUGCAGCGUCGUCGGCCACAUCGGGUAACACAACAUCGGCGAACAACACGUCGGCGAAUUCCCAGGUUAAGCGGCGGUCGAAGACACCGCAAAAUAGGGAGAACGACGCAGAUAGUUCGUCGGAGGAAGAACCUGACGAGGCACCUGACGAGGCACCUGGAAACGACGCUGACAGCGCGCCUGAGCAAGCACCUGAAAAGGCACCUGGAAAGGCACCUGAAAAGAACGCCUUGACGCCUCAGCUCAAGGAUAAGGCGAAGAGCCGCGGGUACCUAGGAGUCCGCCAGAGAGCUUCUGGCCGUUGGAUCGCGGAGAUCAAAGACACGAACCACAAGAUCCGCAAGUGGCUCGGCACGUUCGACACGGCGGAAGAAGCCGCCCGAGCCUAUGACGAGGCUGCGCGGCAGAUCCGGGGAGCAGCCACCCGAACCAACUUCAACCCGCCGAACUCACCUCCCAAGGCGGGAAAACCCGGCGGCGCGCUUAAAGGCCCCCAUGGUUCGGGAAAUAGUAGCCUGCCGCCGAUUCCUUGCUUCGUAGCCGACGCUACGACCUCGCGGAAAACCCUAGACGAGGUUCUCCGGUCCCUGCCUCCCCCCAGGAAAGUCGGCUCGCUGCUUAAGACCUCCCCCGCGCCUCCCCUGCCCCCCUCCGCGGUUGCCGCUGCCGUUUCCGCGUCCGGAUCCGUGGGGUCGGCGGUCGCCCUUCCCCUGAUACAGCCCCCCCCGCGCAGAGGCUCUGCUAGUAUCCUCUCCUCUCCGAGUACUUUCCCGCCCCCGGAUUCUGCGAAUAAUGUGGCGUCGGCUAUUCUGAACGGGCCCGUUGCCGCGCUGCUCUCGAGCUUUGAAUCGCAGCACCAGCAGCAGCAGCUGCAGCAGCAGUACCAGGCGCUGCAGCAGGAGCAGCAGCAGCUGCAGCUACGGAAAGGGCAGCUGCAGCAGUUGCUGCAGCAGCAGUCGCAGGGGCAGUCGCAGGGGCAGUCCCAGCAGUCGCAGCAGCAGUCGCAGCAGCAGGGGGCGUUGACUGCCGCGUUCAGUCCUAGCAACGCGCUGGCAGCCGCAGCAGCGCGGUUUUUCUCCGCCGCGGCUGUAGGCCAAGGCUCCACCCCUCCUCCCGCUGACGCUGCCGUCGCCAUCUCUCUCGCCCUUGCCGCUGCCGCUGCCUCUAACGCAACUGCUUCUAACGCAGCUGCCUCUAACGCCGCUGCUGCUGCCACGAUCUCCACUAGCGGUCCCAGUUCUGCGGCUAUAGGCCAGACCAACCCUCCCAGAAACGCUCUGACCCCCUCACCCCCUCCUUCCAUGCGCGUCCCCUCUGUCGCACAAGCUGUGGCAGCUGCCGCCGCCAACCCUUCGCCCCCUUUCCCCAACGUGACCCUCCCCUCGCCCAGCAAUUUCCCCCGACCCUCCGUGCUCCCCCUCUUCCCACACGCCUCGUCCGCCGCCAGCCGCGCGCGUGACUCCGCCCCUGGCGGCUUCCCCGUCCCCCUCCCGCGCGCUUCCUCCGUCCAACAACCGCUGUCCCAGCACCCGCUGGCCCAGCAACCCAGUGCAGUGUCAGCCGAAGCUGUUGAGUUCGCUGUCGCAGCGGCUGCAGCUGCUGCAGAGAGUGCAGGUGGUGCAGGUUCAACUGGUGUAGGUUCAGCUGGUGCAGGUGCCGGUGAGGCAGGCGGUGGGCUUGGCCAGUAUCAAGAGCAGCAGCAGCAGCAGCAUAUAGCAGCCACCCCCCUCUUCCCCAUGUUCCCCCCGUCUGGGUCGGUUUCCUCCCCCUUGCGCGCCCCUGCGCCCCCCUCGCCCCCCCCAUGGGCGCAAGGGGUGGUCUCUGGAGGGCUGACGGCGCAGCAGCAGCGGCAGGUGCAGCAGGAAAUGCAGCGGCUGGAAGCAGGCUGCAGGGGGGGUGCAACCAGUGCAGGUGUAUCUGAUGCGGGUGGCGCUGCUGGUAUUGCUCUUUCCAGUGCGGUGCUGAGCAGGGGCGCUGCUAGUGCUGCUGGUGCUCCUGCUAGUGGCACCCCAGCUUCCCCGGCUGCUGCUAGUGCUGGGACUGCUCUUAGCAUUGCGGCGGCUUUAAGUGCUGGGGCGGGCCCAACUUCUGGGGGUGCUGUGGCAGUUGUUGGGAAUCAGAAGGCUCUGAAUGACGUCGAGCUGCUGCUACUGCGGGCGCUGCUCGGUGCUGCCCAGAUGCCACAGGCGGCGCUUCACGCUCAGCUGCAGGAGCAGCAGCAGGGGCAGCAGCAGGGGCAGCCACAGCAGCAACAGCAGGCACAGCAGCAGCUGCAACAGACACAACAGCAGGAGCAGCAGGCACAACAAGAAGAGCAGAAACGGCAGCAGCAGCAGCAGCAGGAGGCACAGCAACAGCAACAGGCACAGCAACAGGCACAGCAGCACCAGCAAGAUCAGCAGCAGAGUCAAGCACAGCUGCUGCUGCAGCAGUUAGUGCAAGCAGACAGGGUGGCAGGGACGGGCGGAACUGGCGCAGGGACAUCUGCCGUUACUGGCAACACCACCACCAACACCGCCAACACCAACACCACCACCACCAUCGCCAACACCAACACCACCACCACCACCGCCAACACCAACACCACCACCACCAACACCGCCACCAACAAAGACAACACCACCAACACCACCACAAACGACGACAACAGCAGCGCCGUACCGUCCAUCCCUCUAAAGGCGCUGGCUGCAGCGAUUGCAGCGUGGGGCAAGCAGUACGGAGUCAAUGGCGAGGUGGAGGUGAAACUGGGGGAGGGCGGACCCGGGGGAGGGGGCUUGGUGACCAUCAGAGGGGCAGCCGGAGGGCAGGUGGGGGGGACAGCGGCAGGGGAGGCGGAUAAGGGGGGAGGUAGCGAAGGGGGAGGGAGGAUUGGAGGGGGAGAGGGCGGAGGGGGAGAGGGAACGAGAGGAGGCAGUGGGGCCAGUGGGGAAGGGGGGAGAAAGCCGCCGGUGAUUCAGAUUCUGCCAAGUGGGGUUCGUGUGUCCGGGGACGUUUUCCUGGAGUUCUCUAGAAUGAAUUCCGCCGAGCUUUUUGGCGACCUCGCUGCCCUCUCCUCCGCUCCUCCCCUUCCUCCUGCUCCCUUUGCUCCCCUUGCUCCCGCCACCGCCGCUGCUGCUGCCGCCCCUGCUCCCACCGUUCCUGCUCCCGCUGCACCUGCUCCCGCCGCAGACCCUGCAGCAGCGCAUGCCCUUUUUGCCAUAUCGCUGCCCCCUGCUGGCUCUGGCAUGGCUUUCUUUGCACCCACGCCCCCAGCCGUUGCUGCCACUGGCAGUGCAGGUAGCAUGGGCAACAGAGACAACACGGGCACAGCAGGAUCCGUUCUGCCCUUUGUAUCGCCCGUCUCGGCUGGUUUCGGUGAGCCCGCCUUGCUGCCUACUGCGGUUUCCAGUUAUCACAAUAACCCUACUUUUCACACCAGCCCUAAUAUUUAUAGCAACCUUACUGUUUACAGCAACCCUAGUCUGCAGGGCGGGGCUACAGGCGAGGGAUCAGAGUUGAGCCCCCGCGACACUGAUCCAGCGCUGGCAUCAGUGUUGAGCCUUGGGUUGCAUGCCCCCUCGACCCAUGCCAGCGCUACAGACGCAGCAGCAGGCAGAGAUGCAGUAGUGGCUGCCAUUACAGGCACAGGCACAGGCACAGGACCAGGCACAGGCACAGGCAUGGCUGUGGUUACCAGUGAUGGAUCCGGUGCUGGCUGUGCAUCGACACCUGACAUGCAGAGCGCUGCAAACACGCAGAGCAUUGCAGAGAUGCAGGCCGGGGCAGGAGGGCCGGCAGGGGCAGGAGGAGGCGGAGGUGCAUCAGCAGCCACUUGUACUGCAGCUGAAGCGACCCCUGUCUGUGCUGCACCUUUACCUCCCCCUGCUGCUCCUGCACCUGCAGUAGCCGCUGCUGCGUCUCCCUCUCCUCCCGCCCUUCCCUCCUGGGCCACUCCAUCCAGCCUUCCUCCCAGCGACAGCAAGACACCAUCAGAAGCAGGUGUGGCUGGGGCAGGCUCGACUGGGGCAGGCUCGACUGGGGCACAUGCUACUGGGGUAGCGGGUUCCCCCAGCUGGCCCACCACUGAUGCUGCUGCCUCUGCUGCAGCUGCUGCUGCAGCUGCUGCUGCGUCUGGGGCCACCCCCCGUGCAGGCAUAGGGAGGGGCGGUUGGGGGACGUACAGCAUGGGGCAGUCUCCAGGCCUCAGCGUUUAUCUCUCAGGUCCGGCGGCUCCAGGCUCGGGGACUCCAGGCCCGGGAACCCCGGGCCUGUCUCGCAGCUUCUCCGACAACCCUCUGCUUCGGUUCGCCCGGCUUGACUCCUCGGACCUGUUUGGCUACUCCCCUGGCGUGGCGAUGGCCAGCCCUGGUGCCUUGGGUGGGGCUACCACUGCUGCUGCUGGUGGUGGUGAUGUGGGUGAGCCCAAGGGUAGUCCUCCACAGGCUGUGGCUGCUGCUGCUCCUGCGGCUGUUGCUGCAGACGCAGCCAUAGCUGGGGACAGUGGCAGCAAUGGCAAUGGGGGCGGUAGCAGCGUGAUGGUAGCAGCAGUGAAAUGGGGCUCAUUCAAAUCCCCUCCCAUGCGCUCACCUGCCGCCAUGUCAGCAGCAGCAGCAGCAGUGAGAAGCGGGAAUGCGAGUGGUGCCUAUUCCUCCCCCGCUGCUUGGUCUCACGUUGAGAUGAGCACUCCCGAGGGGCGCCAAGGAGCGGGGACAGAGCUCUCUCUCUCUGCAUCGGCCUGCAAGCCCAAACCCCCCCGCCCUCCCCUCUUCCACUCACCGCCGGCCUCCAGCCUCCCAUCCCCUCCCUUGCCUCCGCCCACCACCAUGCCCCCGUUUCCUGCUGCUGCUGCUGCUGUUGCUGCUGCUGUUGAUGGUGGUGCUGAUGGUGCUCGUGCCAGUGUUGCUGCUGGUGCCUCUUCUGCUGCUGGUGUUACUGGGGCGGCUUCUGCUCCUACUGCUGCUGCUGCGGCUGCGGCUUCUGGUGCUGCUGCUGCAAAUCCGUUGUCUUUGGGGCUUCAUCCGUCGCCUUUGGGGCCUCAUCCGUCGCCUAACACCCUCAACAUGCUCUCGCCUUACACCCGUGGCCGCUGGGAGUUGAAGCGAGCAACGGCGUCGGUGCUGCCCCCCGCAUCAGACGCAGCAGACGACCCGCUGCUCGUCAUAGCGCAGGCAGAGAAGGCUGCCGUCGCUGCCGCUGCUGUCGCUCAGAUGCUUGCUGCACAGGCGAAUGCAGCUAAGGCAAAUGCUGCGCAGGCGAAUGCAGCUAAGGCAAAUGCUGCUACUGAGUCCGCAGCGCAGGCAACAGCUGCCCAAGCUGAUGCUGAAAGGUCGGCUCACAAGCAGGCUCCUUCGGUUCGGGCUUCUGCUGCUGAUGCCGCUGCUGCUACUGCUGCUGCUGCUGCUACUGCUACUGCUGCUGCUGCUGCUACUGCUACUGCUACUGUUGCGAAUGCUGCUGCUAUGGCUGCUGGUGCUGCUGAUGUUACUGAUGCUGGUGGUGAUGCUGCUGGUGAUGGUGGUGGUGGUGAGGGUAGGGAUGAUGAUGCUGCGGCUGCUUCCGGCGCUUGUUACUUUUUCCCGAAGCAGUCAUCGCUGGUGGACCACUGGGUGCACGCCAGCAGCCACACUGCAGCAGAACCAGGGCCGAUAGAAACAGGGCCAUCUGGAGCAGGCCCAUCUGGAGCAGGCCCAUCUGGAGCAGGGCCAUCUGGAGCACCAGCAGUGGCUACUGCAGUAGCAGAGGUUAAAGAGGGACAGGAGGCAGGAGACACACAGGCAGCACAGGACCCUCGAGUAACAGCAGGGACACCAGAGCCACGCUUUCCCAAAUCCCCUCUACAACCAGCAGCAGCAGAAGCAGCAGCAGAGCCACCGCCCGGCUCCACCUCCUCCCCCUCCGUGCCUCCUCCCCCCGCGUUCCCCUUUCGAGUGCCCUCCGGCCCCCUCCCCUUCCCCACGGGAUCCCCCUCUCUCCCCUUCUCUACAGGCAGCCCCUCUCGCGCCGUACCUGCCGGCCCUUUCCGAGUGCCCUCCGGCCCUCUCGCCUUCCCUAUGAGCAGCCCAGGCCUGCCCUUCUCCAUGGGCAGCCCCGCCCUCUCCUCUCUCCUGCACACCCCUGCAGAUGCCUUCAGCCGACAGAAUUCCACAGAUCUGUUUGGCCGUCAAAAUUCCACGGACCUUUUUGGGGAGUCGCUCACGCCGUCCGCCCUCUCGGCUGCGGCUGCCAGGUUCGCCCGCCUCAGCUCAGCCGAGCUGCUGCAUCUGGCGGACUCCCCCCUCAACGGCUCGCCUCUCCCUUCCAUCUCCACCACCACCCCGCCGGUUUUUGGCAGUGGCAGCUCCGGGGGUACCACUGGUAGCGCUGGGAGUGAUGGUGUGGGUGCUGCUGGUGCAAGCGCGGCAGCGGCAGCAGCAGCAGCAGCAGCAGCGGCGGCGGUGGCAGCAGCAGCAGGAGGAGCAUUGGGGCCUUUGCCUGCUCAUGCGACUGCAAGUGCGGCAGCAGGGUUGCAUGCGUCGAGAGUAGAUUCGUCUGAGCUCUUUGGCCAGUGGGUCAACAAGUGGCCCUCGCCUGUUGCCAACAAGUGGCCCUCUCCUGUUGCCAACAAGUGGGCCUCGCCUGUUGCCAACAAGUGGCCCUCGCCCGUUGCCAACAAGUGGGCCUCUCCUGUUGUCAACAAGUGGGCGUCCCCCAACCCUAAGGCCGCUAGCUUCCCCUUCUCCCUGCCUGCCGCUGCUGCUGCUGCUGCUGCCACUCCUGCUGCUGCUUCUGCUGCUGCUGCGGGGGCAGCCACUGCCGUCGCUGCCCCUGAGACUGCUUCAGUUGAUGGUGCGGCUUCUGGUAGUGGUGCCGCUGGUGCUGCUAGCAAUGCUGCUGAUGGUGAUGGUGCUGCUGCUGAUGCUGCUGGUGCUAGUGUUGCUGGUGAUGGUGCUGAUGCUGCUGCUGGUGCUGCUAAUGCUGCUGAUGAUGUUGCUGCUGGUGAUGGUGCUGGUGGCGCUGCUGCUGGGAUUGGGGAUUCAACGCCGGCCAAGGGAAGCACACGGUUCGCAGCAGAAGCCGCUGCAGCAGCAAAUGCAUUAUCGGCUUCAGCUGCGACUGCCUCUGCAGAGCUGGACGCCUCUCAGACCGCAGGCAGUGCCACUGUUGCUGCGUCUGUGUAACGCAGCACUGAAUGCGUCUGACCGCCCUCCUCUUCCUGUACAUCAUAAGAUACCGUAUGAUGGUAUCUGCCUAGGCUGCUGCGUCAGACUCUCAAGAGCUGGACACACCUCUUGAAACCCAGGCAGACAAUGCCACUGUUGCUGCGUCUGUGAAGCAGCACUGAAUGCAUUUUAUGGCUCUCUUGUACAUGCAGUGGCCUCAUGCAUUUUGCUGUUGACCGCAUUGCUGUAGAAGGGAAGCCAGCAAUAAGAGUCCUCAUCUCAGCUGGUACUAGCAUUGUAUUCUGAAAGCUUGCUUAGGUCCCCUUGUAAAGGCAGCGUGCUUCAUUUAAUUUGGGAA